UUUGAUUUGAAAGGCAUUUGGACAUGAGUUAAGAGAACGGGCAAACCUCGAGCGGACGCGAGUAAGACGCAAGAAGGUGAAGUUUGCUCAGCGUUCUGGCAACAAGCUGAUAUCGGUGUCUUAUUUCCUUUUGUACCACGCCAAUUUCUUGCGGUUUCGUGUGACGUCAACUUGUUCAUCCAUGUUCUGUGAAGAAACUUUCAUCGGUGCGUUUCCCUUAUCCUCACAAGGGUCGCGGGAGUAAUAUUCAUGACUUAUUUAACGUCAGGAGAUGUUUACUAUAUGGCUGUCACUUAUGUGUGUUCAGGUUUUGCCUCGUUUAUUGAUAUUUUUUUUUUGUACACGAAUACUUUGUGCUUGCUUCGUGCGAGAUGUAGUUCACAAUCGUCUUUAUUGACCGAGCUUGUCGAAAACACACGAGGAAUUUGCCGCGGCUUUGUUGGAGGCGCCCGAGUACGACAGCAUGUGACGGAAAAGAAUGUAGAGACUGCACUGAGAGCAAUUCAAGGUUUUGCCAUCAUGCCCAUCCUGGCAGUUGAGAGCAGUUUGACACCACUAAUAAAUCGUCGCUAAUCUUCCUGAACAUACGAUGCGAAAUGCCACAGACGGGCUAACGCCUCAAACGAGGUUUCUCUACGCACGUGCUUAUGUUUUAAGAGUUCGCCCCGUGAGCUGCGGCCAUCGGCGCUUCUUCACUUCUGGUCGCGGUUUCUUCUUCCGGCCGAGGCCCCUCCCGCUCCUGGUGGUGACGGGCGGCGGUUACUACGGUUACCAGCAUUACAAGAGGCGCGAGGACGGAGCCCCGCCCGCUCUGGCCACGCCCACUCAGGUGGCGCUGUAUCGCUCCUUCCCGACCCGCCUGCUGUCUCGGGCGUGGGGGCGUGUCAACGACGCGGAGCUUCCGGCGUGGCUGCGCAAACCCGUCUACUCGCUCUACAUCUGGACCUUUGGCGUCAACAUGCAGGAAGCCGCGGUGGAGGACUUGCGUCAUUACCGCAAUCUUGGCGAGUUUUUCCGGCGGCGUCUCAAAGAGUCUGCGCGUCCGCUUUGCUCCGCCUCUUGCCUGGUGUGUCCAGCAGACGGCAGGAUCGUGCACCUGGGUCGGGUCUCGAGUUCUGAGGUGGAGCAAGUCAAGGGGGUCACGUACAGUCUGGAACAGUUCCUCGGGCCGCAAGAUGGCCACAGCCACGCGUCGGCGUCCACUCGGUCGUUCCGGGACCGCCUGCUGACGAGUCCCGACAACGAGCUCUUCCACGUGGUGGUGUACUUGGCGCCGGGCGACUACCAUCGCUUCCACUCGCCCGCCGACUGGACGGUGGCGCUCAGGCGGCACUUCACAGGUUCUCUGCUGUCGGUGAGUCCGGGCGUGGCGGGCCGGGUGAAGGACUUGUUCUGCCUGAACGAGCGCGUGGCUCUCAGCGGCCGAUGGCGGCACGGCUUCUUCUCCUUCACGGCCGUGGGCGCCACCAACGUGGGCUCCAUACGCAUCUACUUCGACCGGGAGCUGCGGACCAACGCGCCUCACGACAAGAAAGGCGGUUUCCGCGACCUGCGCUACGCGGAGGCGGAGCCGGCCGAAGGGGGCGUCGCCCUGCAGCGGGGCGAGGCGGUGGGCGAGUUCAACCUGGGCUCCACCGUGGUGGUCCUCUUCGAAGCCCCCAAAAGUUUCGCCUUCAGCGUCGAGCCGGGGCAAACCGUGCGAGUGGGGGAGGGGCUGGGCAGCCUCUGAUUGGCUGACCGAACUCGGGGAGGGGAGGGGAGGGGCUUCCGAUCGGGGCAUUUCCCACCAUGCCUUGCAGCUGUUCUGCCUUCCAGGCUGCUUGUUGGACUUUCAUCAUAUGAAAUAUUCCAAGUCAUGUAAAUUA
This is a messenger RNA of Syngnathoides biaculeatus (alligator pipefish), 1865 nucleotides long. RefSeq names its product phosphatidylserine decarboxylase (gene pisd). The transcript has 8 exons. Gene Ontology annotation, biological process: phosphatidylethanolamine biosynthetic process. The record is from RefSeq and is a predicted model, not a curated record. NCBI's taxonomy places the organism in Eukaryota, Metazoa, Chordata, Actinopteri, Syngnathiformes, Syngnathidae. Gene Ontology annotation, cellular component: mitochondrion. Gene Ontology annotation, molecular function: phosphatidylserine decarboxylase activity. The coding region runs from base 590 to 1729 and encodes 379 amino acids.